CAUUGGUGUGUGUCUGGGAAUCUGCAUCUGGUCCUGGAAAGCACCACAGUCCCUGAACAGUGUCCUGUGCGUCCAGUCAAACCAUUUUGUGCAUUUUUUAAAAAUAUAUAAUGCAUCUACUCAGCAUCAUCGAAUUUAAGUAAGUUGAAUUUUCUUUUGGAUUGUUUUUAACAUGUAGCUGUACUUUAAUUAAACCACUUGUUCAAAUGCCUUGUCUAAAAACUCACAUUCAAGCAAGAUAAGUUAAUAUUAACAGACUUUUAAAGAAUGGUUAGGUAUAAACUUGUAAAAACUGAAGUGUACUCAACUUAUCUUUGAUCAGUGCAGGUUGUAAGGAGGACUGUUUUAUGUGUUGGUCCCCAUAUUUUUGUGACAUGGUCCACAAACACUUAAUCUGAAUGUAACAUUGUUUACUUCCUGUUAAAGUACUGAGUUUGCAAAAGAGUCAAGGAGAAAAGGGUUUAGAAGUUUUUGCAUCAUGUUAUUUUGCACAAUUUAUAAGUAGAUAGGAAAAAUAAUCCUUGCCUUCUUUGAUUAUUUUUUGUACCUGUAACCCUAGUGGCAUUGCUCUAUACUAUAUUGUAAUUUCUAAGGCCAGUAGCAUCCCUCAAAUCUGGCAUCUUUAUCUUUACCAUUUUAUUUUCUUAGAGCCAGAUUUGACCAGAUUUCAUGAUGAUGAGGAUAUGCAUUUUUACACAGCUAUCAUGGUCGACAUGUAUUCAGAAUCAGAAUCAGAAUCAGAAUGUAUUCCCAGGGGUAAUUCGGCCAUUACAGUUUUACACUUGCUCUUGAAAAAAUACAAAUGUUAGUAGAAGGAGAAUAGAUUUAGUAAGAAUAAAUAAGAAACUUUAAUGGUUAGUGAAAGUGCAGACUAUUAGAAAUAGUCAUUUUACUAAAUGUUGUUGGUAUUAUUGACAACCACAGGCAGGACCAUUACCAGGGGACUUAGGGUCCCAGGAAAAAAAUAUAACAUCAGGGCCAUGUUCCCACAUGUGGCAACCAACCCCAUCCCCAGCAUUAUAAGUCCUGGGGAUGUGGAGUAAAAUGUUGAUUAAAGCAGAAUUUGAUGGUUUGCAAGUCAUUUAAAUGUAUUUGAAAAUAAGUAAAGACAACAAGUCAAAUAUUGAAACUGAAAAACGUUAUUGUUUUACAAAAAUAGUAAAUGAGCAUUUCAGUGGUCUAAAGUAAUUAAGUUAAAGUACUUUGUUGUUGUACUUAAGUAGUUUUUGGCUGUAUCUGUACUUUGAGAUUUUAUAUUUCCUGACUUCUACUUUCACUAUGCUACAUUUACAGAUUAAAAGGUUUACUUUUACUCCAAUACAUUUUCCCAUAAAUCUUGGUUACUUGUUACACUCCAAGGAUAUUAUGCUGAAGGGCUGAAAAAAUACAUCACAGAUCGGCAUUAAUUGGCAUAAACGCGUCUAUGAAGAUCAAACCCAUUGAGGAUGGGAUGAGGUGAAGACACUCUCCUUUAGCCAGAUAAAUUAAAACUUGAUAUUCUUUUUGGAAAUCAUGGAUGCCACAUUCUCCUUUCCAGUUGAGCAGCUGAAACCCUAUGUCAGGCAGGAAUGGAACAACAUGAUGCUCUCAGAACUCCAGAAACCAGCCUCCCCAAACAAUUGUCGUGUAAAGUCAAUAAAUAUGUCUCUGUCCCAUCAGACGAGAGGUACCAAAUUCAUAAUGAGCACAUAUUUACUGUGUUCAAGAUCAAAAAGCGGCACAGAAGGUUUUAUUGAGAAAGCCACGAUCCGUCUAAAUGUUUUAUUUUACAGACUUCUGCCAUGGACACCUGCUCACACAUCUGAACAUUUCAACAUGAGGGAAUAGUCCAAGUCCAGCAACACUCCACAGCUUCUACUAAAUCAAACAUAGCAACCAUGCAGGUUGGCCCUCAGGUCACCAGCAGCACCUCUCUCCAGAUCCCCCCUCAGCCUCAAAUCCCUGUACUAAAGAAUCGACACCCAAUCUUGCUGGACAAUAUCCCACCAGGUGUAGUCCAGGCAGUCAUCAAUCCUAAACGGGGUAUGGAUGGACCCCUCCAGACUCCACAGACCCCCAGAUCCUGCAACUCACCUGGAUCUGGGAAAUCCUGCUGGAGCUUGGAUAUGAGGGUGGUGGUGCUCCUUGUGACUGUGGCUGGAGUGGUGAUCCUGCUGCUGCUCUACAGACUCCUGCAGCUCAGACACAGGUGUGUAUGUGUUUUACAUGUGAAAGAAAACAAAACAGUUUGUUCGACUUUUAAUGCCUCAUUUGUUUUCCUUAGUCUUUUUCAUCUCCUGAUAAAAAUACUGUCUGAUUGAUUUUUGAAGUCAGGUUUCCAGUACUCUGAUAUAUGGUCGACAUUAUCCAUCUCUUGACUAAGAGAAAACAUAAACACAGUGGUGUUGUGUUGGGAAAGCAGAGAAAACUGAGAAAGUUUCAUAAUCAUAAACAAUCAUGAUUACAAAAAUUAACUGUUUAACAGCCUAAAAAGUAUCAGUAGUUGUACCUGACAGUGACAAUUACAAGAAAUUAAGGUUUUUUUCUUCGUGUGGCGCAGAACUUGCUUAAAAAUUGUUGGCACAACAACUUUAUGGUUUCACACAAAUGCAAACUGCGAUAGCCUUGUACCUUUAGAUCAUUUAGACCCAGGUUAUUCUGCCAAGUCUUUGUAACUAUGGAUAACUGUUCAAUGCACAGACAUUUGAUUCAUAUCAAUCUAAAUUACAAACAACAAACGACAACAACUCUGUUAUUGCAACUGAAACAGAUUUGUUGAUACAAACCAUAGUUUCUCCGGGACACAUUGCAUGUAUCAACAACAAUAAUUAUAAUUAGGUAUGAGUGGAUGAAUAACCCGGACUAAAGUAAAUAUAAUAAUAAAAAAAAAACAUGUUGAAUGAAUGAACCAAUUUCCCAAAUGAAAGAGAAUCUCUCAGUGUACGUUGUUUCCUGCAGGCUGAGGAUGGCUCGUGCAAGGCACGCUCUGGAGUACCACAGCUUCUUCCACAGCGCCAACUACACCUUCAAACACCCUGAUCGGAAUCAAGACCUGCCAACCAAGAAUGGUUUGAUCCCUGAGGUUACUCAUCAUGUCACCACUUUGAGCCCUGUGAUUCCUGCGGCUACUAUCACACCAUUACCACCUCCACCAAUGUCUUCACCACCACCACUACCACUCCCCCUUCCUCCUGUCUUGCCUCCACCUCCCCUCCACACUCCACCUACUCUCCCUUCAACAGCUCCCGUCCAGGCCUUCCCUCUGCCCCUGCCUGUGAUCCACACCACCCCACCCAGUCCCCACCUAUCCUGGGGCGCGUGCUCGGAUGCAGAUGUAUACUCUCGAAUCGGAGCUUACAGACCUUCCAGGCUCUCAAGCAUCUCUAACCAUUCAAAAGUGAUUCUGUUUGAACACUCGUCUCUCUGACCUUUGACAUGAACAGAGACAUCACUUGUAAAGAUUACUGGAACUGUUUUCAUCACAAAGGCUGAUUGUUUGUUUGCUGACCAAGCUGUAGGCAAAGUCGAGACAAUUCAUUAAAUUUACCAAAUCAUUAAAGUUUUUCUAAAUUGGUA
Molecule: messenger RNA, 3555 nt
Organism: Xyrichtys novacula (pearly razorfish)
Lineage: Eukaryota; Metazoa; Chordata; Actinopteri; Labriformes; Labridae
Source: the annotation of a GenBank genome assembly